Molecule: messenger RNA, 1562 nt
Organism: Camellia sinensis
Lineage: Eukaryota; Viridiplantae; Streptophyta; Magnoliopsida; Ericales; Theaceae
Source: RefSeq, a predicted model, not a curated record
CACAUUAAGGGAACCACGUAAAAAUUCUUGUAUUAUCUUUGAUUUAAUUUUUUUACAUUAAUUUUUAUUCUCAUUGAUUGGUUUACUUAUGGGAAUCACAUAUUUUUCCUAAUAAGCACAACGUAUACCAAAUAUGACCCAUCUGGAUGUUCCAGUAGGAGGGGAAGAUUGCUCUGUUUUAACAAAAAUGGUUGGUAGCCCUAGGGAGUUUGGCUUCCCUAUUAAAGAUCAUUUUCAACUUGGGAGAGAUCUAGAUCUCAUUGAUUUUGAUGCUGCUUCAGAGGUCAGUGGAUCAAAAUUCUACUACCUGAAGAAUGAAGCAGUUUUACUAGAGACGGCUUUUAUAAACUGGACAAUCUCGCAAGUCAUGAGAAGGGGCUUUACACCUCUUGCAACCUCGGAAAUCAUGAGAUCUUCUGUUGUUGAAAAAUGUGCCUUCCAACCUCGUGUAGAAAAUAUGCAGGUUUAUUCUAUAGAGGGUAGUGAUCAAUGCCUUAUUGGCACUGCAGAGAUUCCAGUUGGGGGAAUUCAUAUGGAUUCUAUUCUUGCUGAAUCAUCAUUACCUUUGAAGUAUGUAGCUUUCUCCCAUUGUUUUCGUACUGAAGCUGGUGCUGCAACAAGAGGCCUUUAUCGAGUCCACCAGUUCAGCAAGUUGGAGAUGUUCAUCCUUUGCCGACCUGAGGAAAGUGACUCUUACCAUGAGGAAUUGAUUGGAAUUGAAGAGGGCCUCUUCUCGUCUCUAGGCUUUCAUUUUAAAACCCUAGAUAUGGCUUCAGAGGAUUUAGGUGCACCUGCCUAUCGUAAAUUUGAUGUGGAGGCAUGGAUGCCAGGCUUAGGUCGAUUUGGUGAGAUAUCAAGUGCAUCAAAUUGUACUGACUAUCAAAGUCAUCGGCUGGGAAUUCGGUACCAUCCUGAAGCAUCAUCAAUAAAUCCCAGAAAGGGUAAAAGGCAAUAUUGCUGCAGCACAGUUUGUGCACACAUUAAAUGUCACUGCCUGUGCUGUUCCACGGAUGAUCAUAUGUUUACUUGAGAAUUAAAUGCCACUGCUUGUGCACAUAUGUUUGUGCACACAUUAAAUGCCACUGCCUGUGCUGUUCCACGGAUGAUCAUAUGUUUACUUGAGAAUUACCAACAAGAAGAUGGUUCUAUUGUUAUCCCUGAGCCAUUAAGACCCUUUACGGGUGGCCUUUAGGUGAUUACUUCAAAAUCCAGAUAGGAAAACUAAAUAUUACAUUAAUUUUUCAAAAUCCAGGUGAUUAAUUAAUUAAUUAUUUAUUUAUUUAUUUCAAUUACACUCAUUUUUAUGAACAUGUUUUCUCAAUCAACCAACAUUCCCACAUAUCGUCAUAGGUCUUGUAGCUAUAAAACUAUGAAAAAAAUAAUAAUAAAAUAUUUAAGUUAAAGGGAAUCCGAGGUCUUAUAAUAAUCCUAUAAAAUUAUUAAAAAAUUAGUAAAAAAAAUUCAAAUUAUUGGAAUCCUAUGAACACGCAACAAUCAUAAUGCACUUCGCCAUUUCAUUCAUUCCUAAUUUUAUGGGUCGUAUCCUCGCCAAUCUCUCAAUG